Prorocentrum cordatum is the source of this 2856-nucleotide messenger RNA. NCBI's taxonomy places the organism in Eukaryota, Dinophyceae, Prorocentrales, Prorocentraceae. The record is from the annotation of a GenBank genome assembly.
AUGGCGCCUAAGAGGGUUGCCAGGAAGGCACCCGACGCUGCUUCGGCAACGGGCCUGAGGAAUCUGCAUGGCGACGAGGCUCUCAACGCGGAGUACGUGGGCGACUUUGAAGCGAUGAUGCAGCGCCUGCAGGGCAUUGAAGAGCUGGACAACAUCGCGGCCUUGGACUCCCAGGUGGCCUCGGAGGGAGGCCACGGACAGCCGAUCGUGCCGAAAGACGUCCAGAUCAUCUUGGAGCGCGGCGAGCAAGCUGAGGGGACUGGCUCACUGUACUUGCACAACAUCCGCUGGCGGCCCCAGGUGUGCUUGCCCUACAACGUCAAGGGUAUCAGAGACAUGCAGGACCACUCGUUCAGAGUUCCGCCGACGGGUACCACCAGGAUCACGGUACACAUUGCCUUGGAGAAGCCCGAGGACGCCAAAGAGAUAUUGACGACGAAGCGAGGCACAUUGCACAGGAUCUCACCAGAAGAGCAGGUGCACGCGCUCUUGUGGGCAGUCGACACCUACUUCAGCCUGCCGUCUAAUAAGAAGUCGGACGAUAUAACCAAGAGAUGGGUGAAUGCCUUCCGGAACGUCAACUAUGUAUUUCACAGCAUCAGCAGCGUGGACAAGAUGAUCAAAGAAUCGACCGUUCUUCGGGAAGAAUGGACGCAGCGCGGCGUAGUCAGCCAGCGCUCACCCUUGGCGCUCCUACUGAUGGUGAUUGGCCAGCGCAAGGCUCUGGAGAAGCAGAGCGGCAAGAUCACCACCGAUGCGCUCUACAAGUUCUACAAGGGAAUCAAGUGGGCGACCAAAUCUGAAAAGAUUUCAAAGAACUUGCUGGAGAACGCGAGCGCCAUUGCAACCAAGUGGCACCUUUGCGCGGAUACGAAUUGCCAGGCAGUUGUGAAAAAGUCAGAAGAGAUGUAUGGUUCGGAGGGCCCCUUCCAAUCUGUCUUGGCAAUCUACCUCAUGUGCCUCAAGGCCGGCAAGCACCCCGACGCAAUCGGCUGGAUGUUCGAAAUGAUCUUAGACCAGUUCCGGGCCAGGAACAUCACGCGCGACAGCGUUGGCUCCAAACAGAUGCAGACGAGGGGCCGGGUAACCGACGUCGACGUAGUUGCGUUCAAGAAAGAUCUAUUUGCUCACUUGCUGGACGAGGAGCUGAACAGUUUCAAUUUCACCGCGAGCAGGAAGAGCCUCAUGCGGUCCUACCUCAGAUCGCCAAAACAUUUCCGCAGCAAGGAGGGUUUCAUGGACAACGAGUUCGCCAAGCACGCUGGCGCUCCAGACCUCAGCCACAAGCACGACUUCAACCGCGCGGAGAGACUUUUCGACAGCUUCGCGAGCUCACUCAUCUACGGCAGAGCGUACGACCCCGUCAUCAAGCAGUGCCUGAAGCAGAGCAAGUCUGUCAAGGACACCUUCGGCUAUGGCCAGAUCGGGACCGACUUGCAGCAGGUCCAUGACGCGAUCUCGGAGGACGCGAGCGCCGCCAAGUCCACCGACGAGGGGAAGGACGACAAGCCGGAGGAGGCCGCCGACAAGAAGGAUGCUGAGCAGGCUGACGAGUCUGAUGAUGGAAUGUACGUGGACGACGAAUACGACGAGGCGAAGGCCCGCUGGUGGCAGCACGCAAACCAGCUCGUCUCCACCUUCGUCCGCACAGUGGCUCCGGGCCCCAACGAGGCGGCCAUGAUUUCUGCUGUGAAAGAGACACCUGCUUGCAAAGCGGUCGACGCCGCUAACUCGGACAGGGUGGUCAUCAUCUACAACAGCAAGCAAGAGGGGCAGUGCAAAACGCAACCGCACAUCAGGAUGCCAGUGCACCGCCAGCACUACAUGACCCGCUGCGUCCAGAGUUUGCUGAAGAUCAUGACGGACGGCGACUGGGAGGCUGACCCCGACCUGAUCAGCAUCCACCCGAAGGCGAUCUAUUUAUUUCUGGACGCUUUUAAAACUGACAACGUCGAGGGGUUCAACAAGUGUUUCAGCACGGGGGAUUCAAGGCUGCAGAGGGCCACGACGAAGUACUUCCUGACGUACGAAGAGAGCAGCCUUAAGAAACGGAAGUCUCGGGAGAACGAAGCAGCAUUCGCAGUGGUGGAGCUGAUGACGGCCAUUAGUUCGGAGCCAUUGGACCUCGUUCCAAAGGCGCGCUUAACGUUCCCCAACAGCUCCAACCUCAACAACCACAUCGGCCCGCUGGUGACGACGGACCCGCGCGACCCAGACGAGUGGACCCUCAGCGUGAUGGAGAAGCGGCAACUCCUCGGAGACGCGCUGGUAGAGGGAGGUGGCCGGGCUGCUGGAUGCACUCAGGAUGUCGUGAUGAGGAAGCCCACCGACAUUGAGCACGUGUCAUUUCACGCCAACUCUGUCGACUUCUACAAAGAAAUCAUUCAUUCCUUUUGUGCGAGUGGCGUGGUGGACUGCGCUCCUCUGAGCGAGAAUUGCGCCAUGGCGUCGAUAAUGCUCAAGAAGCCCUGCACGUUGAUCUGCUACACAGAAGCUCACGCGCAGAUGAUCGAGAAGAGGCUGUGCCAGCGUGUAUUCGCUGCGCUGACGAGGGAGAGCUGCGAGGAGCUGUACGAGCCCAUGGCUGUGUCAGACCUCGCAGGCAACCCGGCGGCGACCGCUGCCGAAGGUGAAGGCGCCCCCGAGGAGGAGAAAUCUGCGGCCAAGAAGAAGGCCCGGAAGCGCGCCGCCCCCAAGGGCACAGCUGGCGAGAAGCCCCUCAAGAUGACCAAGGAUGAUGCUACAGGCGCGGAGGGAGGCGCCGCUGGCAAGCUGAGCGAGUUACUGAAAGCCCUCGACGCUGGCGGGGAGAAGCCAGGGGAGACCUCGGGCACUGCGGGGGAUGAAGUUGGCGAG